AUGACUCGUGAGAUAAAUGACAAUAUGAAAGCACUUAGAGAUUUAUAUAAAAGAACCCUGAUCACAGUAACAGAAGAUGAGAGUUCUCGAAUGUCCCGACAGAUUGAUUUAUUAAUUUCAGAGACAAGUCGAAUAAGCGGCCAAAUUAGUCACAAAUUGACAGAUCAAACACAAAUGAGAUCAACGCAGCAUGCGACCUUAGCAAAAGUAUUUAUGGAUACAAUGACUAGUUAUCGUAAUAUGCAAGUGGAAAAUGCUAAAAAGUAUAGAGAAAAAAUUAUAGAGCAAUAUCAUAUUGUGAACCCCGAUGCCACACAAGAAGAGAUCGAUAAUCUAAUAGACAAUGACAUAAACAAGUUACAAUCAUCAGCUCAGUCCAACCAGUCGCGUACUAUUCUUACAGAAAUUCAAGACCGCCAACACGAUGUCCGACGGAUUGAAAAGUCAAUAAAUGAAUUAAACGAAAUGUUUAGAGAUAUUCAGGCACUGGUAAUAGAAAAAGAGGAUGUAGCCCACACUACAAGAUUUUUCGAAAUGACGCAAGACAUACCAGUAAGUGAAACCCCCAAAAACAUAAGCCAAAAACACAAAAGGUAUAUUAAUGAUAUUGAUAGCCAUAAUCUUAAUUUUAAUAAUUCUAGGUAUUAUUGUA
Messenger RNA from Scutellospora calospora, 652 nucleotides. The record is from the annotation of a GenBank genome assembly. Lineage: Eukaryota; Fungi; Glomeromycota; Glomeromycetes; Diversisporales; Gigasporaceae.